CUUUGACAACAAUCGUCAACAAUGGUGGAACAGAUCCUGUGACAUUUCUAAGGCAGUGCUCGUUUUCUGAGACGAAAAUAUCAAUAAUGAUCAAUAUUUUUAAAGUAAUAACAAAUGCGAUAAUAUUUUAAUGAUAUUUCGCUUAAUGAUCUUACAAAACGGCGAGAAUGUGUGAUGUUUGUUCGGAGUUUUCACAGCUUUUAAUAAAUUGUGAAACCAGACUAACCGACGAUGUGUCCCAGUACCCAACUAUAAGUCAGUCCGAACUUGAAACAGUAUUAAAUUAUAUUCUUUCAUGGCCACAGAGGCAGUGUAUGUGCUGUUACCGUGAUGUGAAGAAUUUUGAAAGAUUUUAUUUAGUUGUUCAAAGCAUCUUAUGCUUAUCAGUGUGCCAACUCAAACUGCUUAAAGAUGAUUUAAUAACUUCUGCAAAAACAAAAUCGAGCUCUGAUAAUCAAGAACUACAAAAAGAACCAGAAGUUCCAAGCAUUGUAAAAAAUGAGGAAGAAAGCAAAGAAUCAAAAGAGACAGAUUUGGAUACAGAUAGUACAAAAGCACCCGAUCAACCUACAGAUGAGACACCAAGUAUAGAUAAACCUGCAGUGAUCAGUUUUGACAGUGAAACAUGGUCAAUGCAGCAAAACGAAAAGCUAAUGCACAUUGUAUCUAAGAUAUUUCUUCUCAAUUUCCCUCUUUAUUUAGCCUGUAAACAUUCAGCUCUUAGCCGGCUUGAUGAUCUGUCGGCGCAAGAAAUAUCAAAUCUGAGCUCAUACUGCGAUCUUCAUGAUACUGAAAUACCUGCUUAUCUACUAAGGAAUGUUAGCCUUUUUUGUAAACUAGGUGGAGUAUGUGCUAUGACUUCAGUGUUUGAGAAUGCAACACCCACAAGUCUCCCUCUGUCUAUGGCACAUGCGAUAGUAGCAGCUGUAGGAAAUUUGAAACUUUGGUUGAAUUUCAGAGCAGUUUCACAGCUCUUUAUGCCUUUGAGAAGCAAGAUUUUAAAAUUUAUGUGUAGUCUAGAAGAUAAAGAUUUAAGAGUACCAGCAGUCAAGUCAAUGGCAGACUUCAUGUGGGGAGCCGCUAAAGAACCCCUCGAUGCCCCACUAGCAUUUGAUGGUGAUGGAUUGGCUUUAGCAUUCAAGUACUUUAACAGCAGUACAUUGACUAUGAGACUUGCUGGUGUAGCUCAGAUCAAUGCUCACAUAGCUGCUCACAAUGAACUGUGUGCUGGAGAACCAGCGGCCGAUGCAGAACUGGCUGGACAGCAGCUUGCGACAUGGUUGACUAAUAACAAUAUCAUUGAACAUUUGUUUGGUCCUAAUCUCCAUGUUGAGGUGAUAAAGCAAUCCCAUAUGAUCCUAAAGUUUCUUGCUGUGGAGGGUAGAGUUACUUCUGAACAUGUUGAGUUGGUGUGGGCAGCUGCUCAGCUUAAGCACUGUGGUCGUCAAGUGUAUGAUUUGUUACCAGGGUUUAUUAGAGCACUAGCUCCAAAACCAUGCUCACAUCUGUACAGUCUGCUAUGUUCUUUACCCCCCAAAGAACAUACUGAACAGAGCCUGUACCUGGCGUCGGCGCUGAUGCGCGCGAUGUGGGCGCGCGGCGGCUGCGGCGCGGGCUCGCCGGCGCCCGAGCCGCCGCGCCUGGCGCCGCCGCCCUGCAAGCCGCACCACCGCUCCUCCUCCGAGGCCAGUGUGAGCAUGGACCAGACCAACUCCGACGACGACCCGUGUGAAGAACUGAGUACAUCAGGAGAGGAUGCUGGACCUACACCACGAAAGCAAAGUAAACAUCAACGUGAUCUCACAGCUGAGCAGCUUCAAUGGCUUGGAGAAGGGGAAGAACUUUCUAAAAAGGAAUGUCCCUCUCUUAAAACUUGUCAAAAGCGUAAUAAACGACCUGGGAGUAGCGGAAGUGCCAGCAGUGGUGCAGAUGAGUUGCUGCGUCCACGAAAGAAGAAGCUGUACAAGAAACGUCAAAAGCCAAGCAAGGCCAGGCAUUUCCUAGCAAGCCAGCUGAAGACCGCGGAGCUAGCGGAGUCAGUGUCUGAGGUGGAAGAGGAGUCUUCGGGAAGUGAUACCGCGCACUGCCAGCUGCUGUGCGACAAUGUGGACACCAGACGUCUGAUGGAGCUGCGCCUGUUGGAGAGCUACAAGCGCCGCUCGGAGGAGGAGGGCAGCGCGUCGUCGCCCUCGCACUCGCACCGGCACCUGCCCGACCUGGACGAGGACGACUCCGCCUGCGAGGAGGAGCUGGCGCGCCUCGCCGCGCAGGCACAGUGUCUAACGGAGUACGGUGCGGGAGCCCUAGAGGCCCGGCCUCCGUCUCCGGCUCCGGCGCUUCCCUUCAGCGUAGACGACGUGUGUCGCCCCGGGAACACGCUGCUAUGGGACCUGCUACAGGACGGCGCCAUUGAACAACUUGGAGAAGGAUUAGCACUAGAAGCUGAAAAAGCUUUGUGUGCUCUCCUUUGUUUUAGUACAGACAAGUUCAUUAGAAUAAAAUUUAUAGAAGGAUGUCUUGAUAAUCUAGCUAAUCAUAGAUCUGUUGCCGUGUCACUGCGUCUGCUACCAAAGUUGUUCUCGUCAUUCCAACAAUUGAGAGGAAUGGAUAUGCAUCAGGUGGUGAUGUGGGCGGAGCGCGAGCGCGGCAUGAUGCGCCUGUUCCUGGAGGACCUGCGCCACUACGUGGCCGCGCGCGCGCCCGCGCCCGACGCGCCCUACGCGCACGUCACCGAGCUCACCGUGCGCCUGCACUUCCUCACCGCCAUCUUCUCGCCCGUCGGCUCGCCGCACCACUUCCGGUUAACGGUGGAGCAAGUAGAGGAGUUGUGGCAAUGCCUGGUUGCGCGCGGCUCCAGCGAGUGCGCCGACUGUCUGUACUCGUGGUUGCUGUCGCACACAAAGUCGCCCGACCAGCACGCGCUCGGCCUCGACGCGCUGCGUUUCCUCUACGUCGAGAAGAUGCCCACUUUGGACCCUGAGACGAUCAGCAUCAUGGGCCUGAGCCUGUACCAGCAGCUGUGCAACCUGGCGCGCAUGGCGCUGGGCGCGGGAGACUCGCGCGACGCCGCGCACCCGCACACGCUCGCUAUGGACCACCUGUGGAAGAUCGCAUUGAGGGCUAACAGUACGGAUGUCUCAAUGGGUGCUAUUCAGUAUCUAAACAGUUACUACAUGGGCCAGCAGUUACAGCAAGAAGACGAUUUUGUUUCCAAGUGUAUGUUUCACCUGUCUUCGGCCGCUGAAAGGUUGAUUUCGAAAAAUGAAGAUGGCCAAGAAAGGUUUCUUACAUCGAGUGUACUCAGAGACGAAAGUAUAGUGACUGAAAAAACUACAGAUAAACGAAACAUCUAUGAACACAUGACCGAAGAAGCGGCAUUACAAUGUAUACAGAGAGCCCUAUUGUUAUUGAAAACACAUCUAGACACAUUUAAAAGAAGAUACGCGUACCACCUCCGUCGCUGGGCGCUAGCGGAGUCGGGCGCGUGGGAGGGCGGGGCGACGGGCGCCGGCAGCGUGCGCAUCACCCUGCAGCCGGCCGGCGCCGGGCCGCGCGCCGCGCUGGCGCUGCUGCAGACGGACCUGGUGGCGCACCUGCGCGCGCACGUGCACGUCUGGUGGGAGCGCCAGAUACAAGGAGAGGAAGGUGUGACUGCGCUAUCAACGGAUGGGCCUUUGCGAAUGAUCACCCAGGGUCAGGAGCUGACAAUCGACUAUGAUGAGAGGACUCUCUAUGAUAUGGGAUUUAAGGAUAAUCAGCUGGUGUUCGUGUCGGUGGGCGUGGGCGGGCGCGGAGCAUGGGCGGAGUGGCCGUCCGCCCAGCCAGCCCCAGCGCGCGCGAGGCUGCCCACACACCUACUGCUCGACCCCACUUACUUCGACCACCUGUUCACGCUCAUGCAGGCUCUGGGCCAGAUGAAGGAACCCGGGACUGGGGAGCCUGUAGCGCAUACAAAGGCCCAACUCCUAUCACGGCGCGUCUGGGACAUACUUCAAGCAGUACCUCUCAACCCGACUCUUUUAGAAGCUUUCCAAAAUCCUUCAGAAAAUAAACUCCCAGAGCUCUUAGACCCCACGAGUCCACAAAAAUUAAUGUACUCACUACACAUCAUAGACAAAUUAAGUUCAAACAACAAUAACAGUAAUGUUAAGGAGUCCACCGGAAGCUUAGAUAAGACUGAGGAGAAAGUUUGUGUGGAGAAUUGGAAUGAGUUGUUCAUUAAGAAGGGGGGAUUGAGGUUGCUCUACGAUAUCAUGAUGUCAGGUGGCCUGCAAAGAAGCGAUGACAGCGAAUGGCGUCAAGAUUGCCUCGCGUUGUUGCUUCAAUUGCUGUGUCGCAUCGGAACCUUGCCGACCACUGAGGCUGGACAAACUCCUAAACUACACCCGGCUUUACUAUCUUUGAUGAAUGUGGAACAAACAACAGAUAGGUUGAUAUCGAUUUUAUGUGAGGCAGCCACUAUGAAAGAACCCACUACAUACAAGACUGGAUUUUGGGGCAGAGCACAGGUGGUGCAGCACGCCAUGCGCCUGUGCGUGGUGUGGGCGCGCGGCGGCGGGGACGCCGUGUCGCUGGCCUGGUCGCUGCGCCGCGCCGCGCCGCGCCUGCUGCUGGAUGACGCCGACCCCGCCGUGCGGCGCGAGGCGGGCAGCGCGCUGUACCGGCUGUGCGCGGGCGGCGAGGCGGGCGCGCUGGCGCCGCUGCUGCAGCUGCUGCUGGAGCACCUGCCGCGCGCCGCCGACAUGCGCCCGCACCCCCACCACGAGGUUGUUCAUCAUCAUGCCGAAGAAGGAAAGGAACCGUAUGGUCCAGCUUGUAGAGAUUAUUUCUGGCUAGUGUGCAGAUUGAUAGAUGGACUACCUGAAGGUUUUUUUAAAGAAGGCGCAGUUUCUGAAGACAGUGGCGUUCCUGAUUUAAAUGAACUAUGCGAACAAAUUAGCUGUUCUUUAGAAAAACGCGAAAUAAUAGAAAAAAAGUCUGACCCCUGUACCCCUGAUGACGGAUUGUACGGCCAAUUGAGUCUGCUAACCCACUUAUUGAAACAUCCUCUGAGAUUUAAAAAUUCAGAACAAGGAACUAGAACAUUAGAAAUGGUCUUUGGGUUUCUGUUCGAUGUUCCUAAUCCGUCCCAACGUAACCUGCCCAAAUGCAAGUCACAGAAGUCGCGUGCAGCAGCCUACGACUUGUUAGUGGAGUUGGUACGCGGUGCUCCAGACAAUUACAUGGUACUACACCACAAGCUAAUGGAACAUCACAAACCUGGUCCAUCGUCAUCGUACCCGUGGGAUUACUGGCCGGCGGAGGAGUCGCGGUCGGAGUGCGGGUACGCGGGGCUGACCAACCUGGGCGCCACGUGCUACAUGGCGUCGUGCAUGCAGCACCUGUACAUGAUGCCGGCGGCGCGCGCGGCCGUGCUGAGCGCCGACCCCGCCGCCAGCCGCCACGGGCCCACGCUGCACGAGAUGCAGCGCAUGUUCGCCUUCCUCAUGGAAAGUGAACGCAAAGCAUAUAAUCCGAGGAGUUUCUGCAAGGUGUACCAGAUGGACCACCAGCCGCUCAACACUGGCGAGCAAAAAGAUAUGGCAGAAUUCUUCAUUGAUCUUGUUUCCAAAUUGGAAGAAAUGACUCCUGAACUAAAAAAGCUAGUUAAAACGCUAUUUUGUGGCGUGCUAAGUAACAAUGUAGUAUCAUUGGAUUGCCCGCACGUGUCGCGCACGCUGGAGGAGUUCUACACGGUGCGCUGCCAGGUGGCCGACAUGCGCAACCUGCACCAGAGCCUGGACGAGGUCACCGUCAAGGACACGCUCGAGGGCGACAACUGCUACACCUGCUCGCAGUGCGCCAACAAAGUGCGCGCCGAGAAACGUGCGUGUUUCAAGAAGCUGCCCCGUAUUCUUUGCUUCAACACGAUGCGGUACACGUUCAACAUGCUCACGAUGCUCAAGGAGAAGGUCAAUACCCACUUCUCGUUCCCCAUGCGUCUCGACAUGUCUGGCUACGUCGAGAAACAUUUGAUGCCGGCUCAAUAUCAGGAAGAAAAAAGGAAAUCGGCAGAGUUGAAAAAGGAAGGUGAUGGAAGUUCAUAUAACGAUAACGAUGAUUCUGACACUGAAGAACACUACGAGUACGAGCUGAUCGGCGUAACGGUGCACACGGGCACGGCGGACGGCGGGCACUACUACUCGUUCAUCCGUGACCGCGAGCACGAGCUGCCCGACCGCUGGCUGCUGUUCAACGACGCCGAGGUCAAGCCCUUCGACCCCGCGCACAUCGCCGCCGAGUGCUUCGGGGGCGAGAUGACCAGCAAAACAUAUGAUUCAGUUACCGAUAAAUUUAUGGAUUUCUCUUUCGAAAAAACGAACAGCGCUUACAUGUUGUUCUAUGAGCUUAGUCCACCGCGGAAUCAACGUGGCUCAGAUAGCGGCCAGGAGGAGGCAAAGUCGUCGCGCGGCGAGCGCAGCGCGGCGGGCGAGCGGCGCGGCGCGGCGGCGCCCGCGCGCCUGCCGCCCGAGCUGCUGCGCUGGAUCUGGGACGACAACAUGCACUUCCUGCACGACAAGAAUAUCUUCCAGCACGCCUACUUCACGUUCAUGGGUCAGAUGUGUAGUUCGGUGCCGCAGUCGCUGCUCACGCUGCGGCCGGAGAUCACCGAGGUCGCCGCGCGGCUCUCCACGUCCUUCUUUAUUGAGACAUUCAUACAUGCUAAGGAAAAGCCUACGAUGGUGUCGUGGGUGGAGCUAGUGACUAAACAAUUCAACGCUUCCGCGGCUGCCUCCGAAUGGUUCCUUGGUCACAUGGCUGAUGACACAUGGUGGCCGAUGCAGGUACUAAUAAAAUGUCCAAAUCAAAUGGUCAGACAAAUGUUCCAGAGGCUUUGCAUGCAUGUUAUACAAAGGCUAAGAUCUAGUCAUUGUGCCUUGUACCUUCGGGGCACGGAGGACGAAGAUAAUAGUAGAUUAGGAGAAGCGAGUUGUGUUACUAGGUUUAUAAGGAUGUUAUUGUCUUUGAUGGAGAGCGGCGCGCGUUCCCAUUUGCGUCACUUGACGGAGUACUUCAGCUUGUUGUACGAGUUCAGCAAGAUGGGCGAGGAGGAGGGCAAGUUCAUGUUGCGGGUCAACGCGAUCUCUUCCAUGGUUAACUUUUAUCUCGGCCAGAACUCGAAUACGGUGGAGGCGGGGGGCGAGGAGGCGAGCGGCAGCGGCGUGGCGGACAGCUGUGGGGACAAGUUGCGGCCCGGCGCGCUCGACAAGAUGGUGGCGCUGGUGGGCGGGCUCGUGGAGCGUUCACGCGACGCCGCGGGGCACGUGGCGCUGGCCGAGCCCGACGCGCGCGCGCUGCUGCACGCCAAGGGGUUUCCUUUUAUCUACCAACAAACGAGGGACAGUUUAAAUCUGCAGCAGACUAAGUCUCUGAUCUUCGCUCUGUGUCGCUGGAACGAGGCUUUAGCGCAAAAAAUCGUGAACAUGAUCUUUCAAGCGAUCGCAAAACAUUCGGAGAACUGCGGACCGUUCUUCAAGUUGCUGACGUUGCUGGUGGAGGGUAGCGGUGGCGGUGCGGGCGCGUCGGGCGGGCUGCCGUGCUUCACGGCGCUGGCCCUGGCGCGCCUGUGGGACGCGGGCGACGUGUGCCCGUACGCCGCGCUGGAAUGGCUGGCCAUGCAGGUGCCGCGCAACAAGGCGGCGCACGCGUGGGCGCUGCGCACGGCGGACCGCUGGCUGGAGGCGCAGCUGCUGGCGGCGGGCGCGGCGCGCGUGCGCGCGGCGGCGGCGCUGCUGCUGGUGGCGCUCGUGCCGUCGCAGCACUUCCGCGCCGGCUACGCGCGCGCGCGCCCGCCGCCCGCGCCCGCGCCCGCGCCCGCCAAGCUGCCCGAGCCGGCGCACCACACGCUGCACCAGGUAUACACGAUGCUGCUGAGCAAAUUGAAAGCGGCUCGAAAAUACACGGACAUCGCCGUUCACGGAACUAUGAAGCUUACCGCUUAUUUCGGAGUGAUGUCCUACUGUAUCGUUAGCAGGGUGGAGAAGCUAAUGUUCGGUCAAUACUUUAACGACCUGUGGGAGCUCUACCACCCAGCGAUAUCGGAACCUUCGGUAGCCGUACACCCAAAUAAGCAAGCGCUUCUAACGUUUUGGCACGCGGUGUCCGUCGACUGCCCAGAAAACGUGCAGCUAAUGUUGUCCAACCAACGUUUGAUCAAGCACAUCGCUUUCAACUAUAUACUGGCCGACCACGAGGACGGCGAGGUGGUGGCGUACAACCGCGCCAUGCUGCCGCCGUACUACGCGCUGCUGCGGCUGUGCUGCCGGCGCUCGGCGGCCUUCGCGCGCGCGCUCUCGCAGCACCAGAACAUCCACUGGGCCUUCCGGAACAUCGCGCCGCACGCGCACCUCUACCCCGCCGCCGCGGACGAGCUGCUGCGGCUGGCGCGCAUCCUAGCCGCCAGGGGCGGGGCGGGCGGCGCGGAGGGCGCGGAGGCGCGCGAGGUCGCCGCCUUCAGGAGAAGCACGCUCUCGGCUUACUUGCAGGGUUUAAACGGGCGGACGUGCUGGACGACGUUAAUAUCUGCGUUUUGCACGCUCGUCGAGAAUGAGGAUGAUAGGCUGUACGUAGUUUAUAAUGGCGGACUGCAAAUGACCUUUGAAGCGCUGCACAGCCUGCACGCGGUGUACGUGGAGGGCGGCGGCGUGGGCGGCGUGGGCGCGGGGGCCGGCGCCGCGGUGCGCGCGGAGCUGGGCGCGGCGCUGCGCUGGGCGCGCUCGCUGUGCCGCACGCUGCGCAUGCGCCGCGACGCCAAGGAGGCCCGCGCGCUGCUGCUGGCCUGCAAGGACUGGCCCGAGUGCGCGCGCCGCCUGCUCACCCUGCUCAACCUGCACCAGCGCACGCCGCGCCUGCCGCACGCCGCGCUCGGCGUGCUGCGCGAGCUGGUGCUGCUGGGCGGCGGCGCGGCGCUGGGCGCGCUGGUGCCGCUGGCGGCGGGCGCGCACGCCGCCGCGCGCGCCGCCUCGCGCCCGCGCCGCCCCGCCGCGCACGCGCCGCCGCGCGCCGCGCUGCACCGCCCCUACCACAAGUUCAUCGACACGUGCUGCCGCGUGGCGCGCAGCCAGCGCUGCAUGUCGGAGCAGCUGGUGCUGCUGUCGGCGCUGUGCGCGCUGGAGGCCGUGCCGCUGCGGUUCAACUACUUCGCGGCCUUCUGGAGGGACGUCGCCGCCUCGCCGGCGGACGCUAAGCUAGAGGAGAUGUUGUUGGAGUGUAGCGUCGUCGCGGAGUACAUAGAUGCCGUGCUGAUGGAUGAGCGGGAGUCGCUAGCCGAUCCCGCCAUUUAUGAUUUCAUGCAACAUUAUUAUCCCAAGUUGAGCGGUGCGUCGAGCCCGUGUCACGCGGGCGCGGCGGGCGCGGCGGGCGGGUCGGGCGGCAGCGCGGGCGCGGCGGGCGGCGCGGCGCGCGCGGCCGAGGUGCUGGCGGACGAGCUGGCCGGCGGCGCGGCGCGCCUGCCGCUGGGCGCGCUGCUGGGCAGCACGCGCGCGCUGCUGCUGCUGGCGGAGCGCGCGCGGCCCGCGCCCGCCUCGCCGCUGGCCAGGGCGCUGCACCGCGCCGCCGCGGCGCUGCAUCAGAGGCUUCUGCGACCCACCGAGGAGGAGAGCGGCGAGGCGGAGGAUGCGACGGCGCCGGGCGAGGCCGCCGAGGGCAGCGAGGGCGAGGAGCCGCCGGAGGAGUCGGACGAGUCCACGGACUCGGCGCCCUCGCCCGCGCCCGACCAGCUGCCGCUGCUGUCGCACGCGCUGCGGCGCCUGCACCAGCUGCAGCCGCCCGCCGACUGA
Melitaea cinxia (Glanville fritillary) is the source of this 9818-nucleotide messenger RNA. It is a transcript of the gene puf, whose product is annotated as ubiquitin carboxyl-terminal hydrolase puf. Bases 168 to 9818 code for a protein of 3216 amino acids. Gene Ontology annotation, cellular component: nucleus; cytosol. Gene Ontology annotation, molecular function: cysteine-type endopeptidase activity; cysteine-type deubiquitinase activity. Gene Ontology annotation, biological process: protein deubiquitination. NCBI's taxonomy places the organism in Eukaryota, Metazoa, Arthropoda, Insecta, Lepidoptera, Nymphalidae. The transcript has 57 exons. The record is from RefSeq and is a predicted model, not a curated record.